Messenger RNA from Penicillium canariense, 3378 nucleotides. Its product is annotated as TMCO4 family protein. NCBI's taxonomy places the organism in Eukaryota, Fungi, Ascomycota, Eurotiomycetes, Eurotiales, Aspergillaceae. The transcript is spliced from 2 exons. The coding region runs from base 1 to 3378 and encodes 1125 amino acids. The record is from RefSeq and is a predicted model, not a curated record.
AUGCCCGCUGCAGGUGUCACCAUCAAUGGCACCUCCGAUCAGCCUGCACCGCCUGCAUCAACUCCCCCACAGCCCUCCAACACGGGCUCCGCCGCCUCCGACGAUACGGGCAACGAAACGGAGAACAUAAAGCCUCAGGAGGGGACAGAAUCAGAUUCGAAAUCCAAUGCUGGAUUGAAGGAAUCGAAGGAGAUACCGCAGGAGCUGGAUGACUUCGGUCUUCCUAUUCGAACUCGCUCGAAAACCGAACAAUCCCCUAGCGGUUCCCCUGAAGAUGCCGAUCGUCACCCCGAAACGGCCAGCCCGGCGGCCGAGAAACUAGGGAAGGAGGAGGGAGUGGAUGUGGAAACGGAUAAGGCCAAAUCAGAGCAAGGGACCGAGACUGUUGAGGCGGGGUUAGAGAAACAAACCGCACAGAAAGACACGAAGACAAAGUCUCCAGAGCACAAUGUUGCACCUGCCAAGGAGCUUCGCGGCGAAACCUCCUCUCCCCCACCUCCAUAUCGCAGAUCAAUGUCGAAAUCAAAGGGCGCACAAGUCUCAGAAUGGUCCCACCAACGAAUGGUCCAACAACCUCAGCAUCACGGCGAGGAGAGCGAGGAAGAGGAGGAAGACCCUUUGGAUUGGCAGGCAAUGCCUGCCCUGGGAGAAAUGGACUACUACGAUGACUAUGGAAGGAUGGUCGCUCGUGGCGCUCAAGAAGAGGACGACGAGGCCGUAUACAGUGGACUAGGUGGGGCUGGAAAAGGAUAUACUCGAGUUCAGCUCGAUGAAGACGCUCAAUCCGCCACCAGCAUGGACGAGGAUACGAGCUAUCUUUUCCGGGAAGCAGCUGACAAUUCUGCGGGUGUGGAAGGCGAAGAGCUCCGCGAUACCGUCAGCCAGCUUCAAGCCACGAAGGAUCUCCUCAACGAGACGCAGAAGAUUGCUUAUGUCGGUGUAGUCCGUCUGGCAAUUCAUGGGAUGAACUUUGAGCUGAGCGAAGUACCCAUGACUAAGGCAUCCCGCAAGGUGAUUCUGAAAGCCCAUGAUGCCAUGAGGAAAUGGGGCCAAGCAAUGAUGGGGCGAUUGUAUAUGCAUAUGGAUAUUAGCCCAGCCGAGCAACUCAUGAUCGAGCAGCUUGCUGGACACGGUGUGCAGCCUGGAGACCUGGUGCGCCCGCUCAUGCAGAAUGCGCGUGUCAAGAACCCCAUGGCAGAGGACGAGCCCAAAAGGUCGACCUCUUCGAUCCCAUCUCCCACCGUGAAAACCAAUUCAAGCCCCGAGAUGUUUACUGAGACCGAGACUUCUGAAAUCGGUUCGCCACCACCGUAUGAUGCUCAUGAGGGCGAGGAAGAUGUCCCAGAAGUCCAGACAAUAUCCCAAUUGCCGACGUCUGACCGAAUUGAUAUUGACCUUCGGUGGACAGUUCUCUGUGAUCUAUUCCUCUUGCUGAUUGCCGACUCAACUUAUGAUGCCCGAUCACGGACAUUGCUUGAAAGAGUGGGCGCAGCGAUGGAUGUAACCUGGCUGCAGAUCUCCCGAUUUGAGAAGCGCGUGACAGACGCUCUGGAAAUGCAAGAGCAAGCCGAGAAAGAGACCUGGGAUGAAUCGGAACACAUGGAAAAGCGCCGAAAGGCGACCCUGACGCAAAAAUAUAUGAUUAUGGGCCUUGCCACAGUCGGUGGUGGUCUUGUUAUUGGUCUCUCGGCAGGGCUAUUAGCUCCUGUGAUUGGAGCUGGUCUUGCAGCCGGUCUCACGACAGUGGGCCUUUCUGGUACCAGUGCGUUCUUGGGUGGAGUUGGCGGUACUGCCCUCAUUGCUUCGAGUGCUACUCUCGGCGGAAGUGCCAUCGGUCUAAAGGCUUCUCACCGGCGUACGGGAGCGGUCCAAACGUUCGAAUACCGUCCUCUUCACAACAACAAAAAGCUCAAUCUGAUUGUAACGGUCUCUGGCUGGAUGACUGGCAAAGUCGAUGAUGUCCGGUUGCCGUACAGUACCGUGGACCCCAUCAUGGGGGAUAUUUACUCUGUUCUCUGGGAGCCUGAAAUGCUGCUCAGUAUGGGUGACACAAUCAACAUUCUUGCUACAGAGGCAUUGACACAAGGUUUACAGCAAGUGCUGGGCAGUACUAUAUUGAUGGCCCUGAUGGCCUCGCUGCAGCUUCCACUCGUCCUCACCAAGCUUGCCUACCUCAUCGACAAUCCCUGGAACGUUUCGCUAGCUCGUGCCAAUGCGGCAGGUCUAGUCCUGGCGGAUUCCUUACAGGACAGAAACCUUGGAAGCCGGCCCGUCACGUUGCUGGGCUUCUCCUUGGGUGCACGCGUCAUCUUCUCAUGCAUCAAGGAGCUAGCUGCCAAAGGCGCCCACGGACUCGUUCAAAAUGUUUAUCUCUUUGGUUCGCCGGUUGUGGCCAGCAAAGAUGAAUAUCUGAAGGCGCGCAGCGUGAUCUCUGGUCGAUUUGUGAACGGCUACUCCAAAAACGAUUGGAUUCUGGGAUACCUCUUCCGAGCUACUAGCGGUGGUAUCAUGCGCGUGUCUGGCCUCGCACCCAUUGAGGGCAUCCCAGGCCUGGAGAACUUCGACCUCACUGAAACCGUCAAUGGCCAUAUGGACUACCGUGCUGCCAUGCCCCGUAUCUUACGACAGGUCGGAUGGGAGGUCUUGGAAGAUGAAUUCGCAGAAAUUGAGGACCCGGAUCCCGACAAUCAUGCCGAAAGACAACGGGAGCUCAUUCGGGAGAUCGACGAGGCUCGCCGAGAAGCGGAGUUGAAGCCAGAGAAAAAGCGCUUUGGUAUUUUCAAACGCGGCAAGAUGGCAGAGAAGAGAACAUGGGAGACAUAUGGUGUUGAUCGCAACUCUCCGCAGCACACUUUAACCGAGGCCAACAGUACCCCGGGUUCCGUCCUCUUCGAUAUCGAAGCCAUUCGAGCCGAAUUGGCUUCGGAAGCGAUUGAGGUCAAGCAGCUAGAAUCUACUCUUCCCCCGAUGAAGCUAAACCUAAACCCUCCAUCCUCCGAGCCAUCGUCUGUUCGACCUGCGACUCCGGUCGAGAAAGAGAAAACGCUGAAGGAGCCCGGUCUCCCUUCUCUUCCUCGUACAGCGUCGGAGCCACAGCUUUCCGCGGGAAUCCAAACCACACACAUCACGACCGAUCCCGCCAUCUUACACAGAGAGGAGCCCGUCGAAAUGACAUUUGACACCUCCUUCCACGACGGCCGUCAACACCAUUUCGACCCGCCAGCGCGGCCCGAACUGCGGUCUUCGUCCACGAUGCCUACGGGCAUUGGUGCUACUGCAGUUGGGGCCAUGGCUAUGGAGCCCAAUGCUUGGGCCGAUUAUGAUCAUGAUCAUGGCCAUGGCCACAUGGAUGGUGAGAUCCAGAUGACGUUUGAAUAA